CUCGUCUGUCCACCAAUGAGGGCGCGUGUUGUUGUCGGUCCCUCAGAACGGCGCGGGAAAUUGCUUCAUAACAUAGACUUUUUUUUCAUUUAUAAAAAAAAUAAGAAAAUAGAUAAAUAUGGUUUGUCAUCCGGUGUUUGGUUUGUUAAAAUAAUGAUGUACCCAGCGGUCUGAAGUCUCUUUCUCUGUGUGUCCCUCGGACUGAGCUGCUCCCGCCGCCGCUUCCUCCUCCUCCUCGCCCCGCGAGCCGGCCGGCACUAACGGUCCUAACGGCUCCGGGUUCGAAUCCGACUCCCAACCGCCGCCAACCUCCCAGUUCCCGGAUGAGCUCCUUCAACCUCGACCGUUUCCGUUAUGAAAAGAAACGCGGCGCUCAGACGAACGGCGAGCGGGACCUAGACCGGCGGCGUGGCUCCCCGCGGGAUCCAGGCUUCCCGGAGGUGGGAGGCCCGGCAGUGACCAUCGUACCAGAGACUCCAGAAGGAAAACAGUCGAACCUUUUAUCAUAUUUUAGGAGAAAAGAAAAGGGAGUCCUUUUUCUCGACUCUGAAUCUGAAACUGAGGAAACAUGCAAGAAAAAUUUAUCAUGUCGGGCAGUGAAUGGAAGGCCAGAUGGAUGCAUUCAAAAAUUAAAUGACACUGUUGACUUUUCAUCUGGUGAGGAUGAACAGCUUUCCCUGAAAGAAAAUGGGUCUUUUAUGGACAGCAGUGGCUCAUCUCAUUCUGUUAAUUUGGAGGAUUCGACUGCUUCCAGAGUACAAAAACUGACAGAAAUAUUUCCAAAUCGAACAGAUGCUGAACUAUUGCAGAUAAUUGAAUCGACAAGUACACUGGAUGGAGCAGUAGCUGCAGGAUUAAUCUUGUUUGGAGAAGGAGCUACUCCUCGGAAAAGGAAACUUGAAAUGUCCCAAAGCAGCAGCUCUGAAGAAAGUGAUGAUCUCCCUAUUUCCUCUACCAAAAAGAAGAAACCUAAUCGUCUUGCAUCACAAGAUUUAGGAGAAGAUUUUGAAAAAAAAGAAUCUAUUCUGAGAAAGCUUCACAAUAAAUUUCCAGAUUUAGACAAAGAGGAGCUCCGAGAAGUCCUGGAAGAACAUGACUGGUCCUUUUGGGAGGCCUUGGAAGCUUUGCAGGCAUUUACCAAUCAAGAUUUAGAAGAUGAAGUGCCUUGUAUACCAGAGCCUAAAUGCAUAAAUGGAAAAGGUGCCACUUCACAUUUUAAAGUGCAACCAAAAGAGAUACCAGCAAUGCAAUUGAAAUUAUCUGGAGCAGCUAAAGAUCAGGAUGGUAAAAGCAAAAACCAUGACAAAGGACUAAAAGAUGGUAGAAGCGUUCAAAAGGAGUGUAGCGAUUCUGAAGAUGUGGAAUCCAUUCUUUCUGGUGGUGAGAGCUCACUUGAUGAGGACUACAGUAGUGCAGAUGAAGAGAUGGAAGAUGAAUACAGGACUAAAAUAGUCAGCUUCUUGCAGGAUGGUACAGUGGAUGAACUUUCUCUUAUACCUCAAUGCUCUUUGCGAAAGGCUGAGAAGAUUAUAGAACUCCGGCCCUUUAACAAUUGGGAAUCACUGUUUAAAAAGUUUAAUCGGUCACAUGGUUUGUCUGAAGACUUGAUAUGGAAUUGCAAAAUAGUAAUCAAGGAACGGGAAGUAGUUCUUAAACUUAUGAACAGAUGUGCCGAAAUCUCCCAAAGAUUAGAAGAACAAGUGACUGAAAUAACAGAAGAUGGUGGAAGUCACCAGACCAUUGAGCAGCCUGUCAUUCUGAGCGAAAGCUUGGAACUUAAACCAUAUCAACUAGUUGGACUAAAUUGGUUGGUUUUGCUGAAUAAACAUCGGGUGAAUGGUAUAUUAGCAGAUGAAAUGGGACUGGGGAAAACUGUACAAGCUAUAUCAUUCCUUGCCUACCUUUACCAAGAAGGAGAUAAAGGACCACAUCUCAUCAUUGUACCUGCUUCUACCCUAGACAACUGGAUCCGGGAACUUAAACAGUGGUGUCCUGAUCUCAAAGUCCUUCUUUAUUAUGGAUCUUUAGAAGACCGGAAAGUCCUCAGAUCUGAUAUACUUCACAAGUUUGUGGAUUUCAGUGUAAUUGUGACUACGUAUAGCUGCUCAAUAAGUAAUGCAGAUGACCGCAGUCUCUUUCGACGUUUAAAGCUCCAUUAUGCAGUUUUUGAUGAAGGACACAUGCUGAAAAAUAUGAGUUCCAUUCGAUAUCAGCAUCUUAUGACAUUUAAUGCUGAACAUCGCUUGCUGUUGACUGGGACUCCACUGCAGAAUAAUCUCCUAGAAUUGAUGUCUCUGUUGAAUUUUGUCAUGCCAAAUAUGUUCAGCAGCAGUACUAGUGAGAUUCGCAGGAUGUUUUCCUCGAAAAGUAAAACCUUGGAACAGCAAAGUAGUUUUGAAAAAGGGAGAAUUGCUCAUGCCAAGAAAAUCAUGAAGCCAUUUAUUCUGAGGAGAGUCAAGAGUGAGGUCUUACAACAGCUUCCACCCAAGCAAGACCGUGUAGAAAUAUGUUCAAUGUCUGAUAAACAAGAACAGGCGUACGCUGCUCUCUACAAGAAGUUGAAGAAAUCAAUCAACAGUAAUGAAAAGAACGAGUUAUGUAAUGUGAUGAUGCAACUUCGUAAGAUGGCCAAUCACCCGCUACUUCAUAGGCAAUAUUACACUGUGGAAAAGUUGAGGAAAAUGGCUAAGUUGAUGAAAAAGGAGCCCACUCACAGAGAUGCCAACCCUGAUCUCAUCUUUGAAGACAUGGAGGCGAUGACGGAUUUUGAAUUGCACCAUUUGUGUCAAGAAUACAGUAGCAUAAGAAGCUUUCAGUUAGAAAUGGAGCUGCUUUUGGAUUCUGGGAAGUUCCAAAUUCUGGAGAAUAUACUUACAGAACUUAAAGAGGAGGGUUCCAGAGUUGUGCUGUUUAGUCAGUUUACUAUGAUGUUGGACAUUCUGGAAGUAUUCUUGAGACACCAUAAACACCGCUAUCUUCGACUGGAUGGCAAAACCCAAAUCUCUGAUAGAAUCCACUUGAUUGAUCAGUUUAAUACAGAUAUGGAUAUUUUUGUUUUCCUGUUAUCAACUAAAGCUGGAGGACUGGGUAUAAACCUAACCUCAGCCAACAUUGUCAUCCUUCAUGAUAUCGACUGCAACCCCUACAAUGAUAAGCAAGCAGAAGAUCGAUGUCACAGAGUAGGACAGAAAAAGGUAGUGCAUGUUGUAAAACUGAUCAGCAAAGGGACUAUUGAAGAAUCCAUGCUUAAAAUUGGUGAACAUAAAUUGAAACUAGAACAGGAUAUGACUUCAACAGAAACAGGAGGCGAGGGGAACAUUCCACUUAAUAUAGCAACUUUAUUGAAGACUUCAUUGGGAUUAUAGCAUUCAGCCGCACUUUUCUACAUCCUCCAUAAGCAUCGUUGUGUUAAGUCAACGAAAUUCUACGUGCAACACAACUCUGAGAAAGAAUGUAUAAUGUAAUUGGAACUAGUGAAAUUGUCAAUUAACAAACAUUUUUUAUUGUAUGUGAUGGAAUGUGCAGUUUUUAAUGAAAAAAUAGGAGUGGGGACUAAUGUAUGAGAAUAAUGAGAAUUUGUCAUAUUAAAACACUAGAAAUAAAUUUCCAUGUGUAUUAAUAUUGUAUUGCUGUAGUUCCACUUAUAAGUAGGCUGUACUGAAACAGCAUGAUAAAACAUUGGUACUAUAGCAUUACAAUUCAACAUUUUCUGUCCUCCUCCAAAGUCUUUUUUCAUGUUUACAAUUAUUUUGUCAGACCAGGCUACUUUUUAUGUGCUAAUUCUAUUUUGGCCUAUAUUCCUCAAUUAAUUGGCUAUAAAGAGGAAUACAUUGCUCAUCGGAAUCCUAAACAAAGAAAAUGUUCUGAACCUAUCAGAUGUAAAUUUCAUUAAUAAAUCCUUAAGGAGUGAAGAGAGGUUUCUCAAUUUGUGGUCAUUUUUAAGAUUUCUAUGGACUUCUUAACUUCUAACCUGCGUGUUGUCCCAACAGUUGGAUUUUUUUUUAUUUCUCAGGUUUGUGUUGCUUUGUGUAUUCAUGAUAGUGAUUACUGUACCAUCUUUGAAACAAUAUUUGCUUUGUUUACUUGAUCUGUUAUAUCGUUGCUAGCUGAAAAUGAGAAAUUAAGUGCAAAUAAAGAUUCUGCAGUUUUGAAAUAUA
Molecule: messenger RNA, 4157 nt
Organism: Chiloscyllium plagiosum (whitespotted bambooshark)
Lineage: Eukaryota; Metazoa; Chordata; Chondrichthyes; Orectolobiformes; Hemiscylliidae
Product: SWI/SNF-related matrix-associated actin-dependent regulator of chromatin subfamily A containing DEAD/H box 1-like
Molecular function (GO): ubiquitin binding; ATP binding
Source: RefSeq, a predicted model, not a curated record